GCCGCGAGCUGACCUCCGCUGCGUUGCCGCAGCGACUGGCAACAGGAUCUGUCCUAGAAGAGCUGGAAGCAGCAGACAAUCGUCUGCAUUUUCGGCGGCUGGUGGGCACUGGGCCUGAUGAAGGCUGGGUCUCCAUUGCAGUGGCGGGCAAGCGCCUUCUUUCCCGGGCCGAGGAGGCGUUCUCAGGAACCUGGGAGGAUGAUGAGGGCACCGAGGUGGUCAUCGAAGGCCUGUUGAUGCAUGGCCUUGGCACCUCGCUGCCGCUGGAAGUCUCCGGCGUGCGCAUGUGUUCCUUCAAGAUGAGCGGCGAAGUGUUCCAGGGACGGCUCUUGGGCGAUGGCCGCCUUCUCUGGAGUGAUGGGGCACUCUGGUGCCGCAAGGCAAUGGAAGGAGGCUUGCUUCACUGCGAGGAGGCUCCGGGCUCCACGCCGGCGCAAAGUCGCCUGGCGAAGGCCAAAGCCAAGCCCGGCGCCGGGGGCCUGAGGAAUGGCUUUCUAUCCUGGGAGAAGUCGGUGCUCCAUCCGAGUCAAGUCCGAUGCCCCUUUGAGGCCGCGGGGUGCCGAUGGGCGAAGGCCUGCUUCGAGGUGUUGUUGGAGGCAAGCAAAGUUGGCUGCAUUGAAUAUCGGCCACUACCGGAGAGAACGCUCUCGCCAAAGGAGAUUUGGAUAGUUGUGGACUUCUUGUCAUCUGCACUGGCGUCCCAAGAGAUCGUUGACACUUGGCAGCCCCGUAUUCCCUUGAAGGGUGGGUACCGGCGAACAACGAAAAACUACCGGCGGACAACGAAAGAUGAAUGGAUCGCAGAAGCCGCCGAUGUCUUCGAGACAAUGCUGCUGCCCCUGGAGGUGGAGGGUUUCAAGGGAGCUAAUACGAGGUACAAGCAGCUCCUGCUUCUGGUUCACCCAGACAAGAACAGACAAGAAGGAGCCACAGACGCCUUCCGAAAGCUCUUCGAUGCUUUCGCAGUUAUCGUUGAUCCUGCUGCGCCCCCCGGCAGCGGCGCGCGCUUUUGCGCGCGCAGGGCCGCGCGGGCGGCGAAACCAGAAAAGGUAAGCUCCGAACAUUUGGACUUGCGGGCAUUGCACCUGCCCAAGUCCGCAAUUUCACCCGCACGUUCCUUCAACCUAGACCUCGCGCUUGGAGGAAUUGGUGGUGUGGUUGCGGCCGUCUUCAUGCAAGACAACGUCGACGAAUCUGAGCGAGUGCUGCAUGAGCAGAGCGAGCUGCUCGAAGCCCUUGGAAAGUACGAUGGCAGUGACAAGACAUGGGUAAGUCCCGAGACGGCCAAAGUGCUUUGGGACACCGUGAAGGACUCCGGAUCGUGUGACGCUGCAAUUUUCGUGGACGUCCGUGAUGGUGACGAGUACGACACGAGCCGCAUCGAGAAUGCGAUGAACAUAAGCUGGGGAUUUGCGAACUUGGUGAGGGGAACAGAGGAGUUCAAGCAACUCGAGAAGUACCCCUCUAAGAUGGUCAUCGUCUAUAGCGACAAUGGCAGCCAACUCAGCCGAUGUGGGCAGGUGGCUACGACACUGGGCUACUUCCUGCGCACGCACCAGGUGCGGAGGCUGAGGCGUGGUCUCAACGCAUGGAAGCGCCACGGCUACCCAGUCGAAGGCAGCCGCCAGACUUUCUUCGCGCGGCAGCGUUUAGGUGACAACAUCCUGAAGGUGGGCGACAGCGGUUACGAGCUCGAGGAAGGGCAAAAGUCCCUUGCCCGCUGA
Molecule: messenger RNA, 1724 nt
Organism: Symbiodinium natans
Lineage: Eukaryota; Dinophyceae; Suessiales; Symbiodiniaceae
Source: the annotation of a GenBank genome assembly